AUGAAACCAAUGAAUGACACAGAGAUUUCAGAAUUCCUCCUUCUGGGAUUUGCCGAGGACACAGAACUGCAGUCCCUCAUCUUUGGACUUUUCCUCUCCAUGUACCUGGUCACUGUGCUGGGGAACCUGCUCAUCAUCCUGGCCACCAACUCAGACUCCCACCUGCACACACCCAUGUACUUCUUCCUCUUCAACCUGUCCUUUGUGGACAUCUGCUUCACCUCCACCACCGUCCCAAAGAUGCUGGUGAACAUCCAGACACAGAGCAAGGCCAUCACAUAUGCAGGCUGCAUCACCCAGAUUCAUUUCUUUGUACUCCUUAUAGAGUUGGACAUUCUUCUGUUGACUGUGAUGGCCUAUGACAGGUACGUGGCCAUCUGUCACCCCCUGCACUACAUGGUCGUCAUGAAGCCCCAUCUCCGUGGAUUGCUAAUUCUGGUGUCCUGGGUUGUGAGUGUUUUAUAUGCAUUGUUGCAAAGCUUAAUGGUGUUGUGCCUGUCCUUCUGCAUAGACUUGGAAAUCCCCCACUUCCUCUGUGAGCUCAACCAGGUGGUCCAACUUGCCUGCUCUGACACCUUUCUCAAUGAGGUGGUGAUCUAUGUUGCUGCCAUCUUGCUGGGUGGGGGCCCCCUCACUGCCAUUCUUUACUCUUAUUCCAAGAUCGUUUCCUCCAUCCGUGCAAUCUCAUCAGCUCAGGGGAGGUACAAAGCCUUCUCCACCUGUGCUUCUCACCUCUCUGUGGUCUCCUUAUUUUAUUGCACGAGCCUAGGUGUGUACCUCAGUUCUGCAGUGACCCAAAACUCACGUUCAACUUCAACAGCCUCUCUGAUGUACACUGUGGUCACCCCCAUGCUGAACCCCUUCAUCUACAGUCUGAGGAAUCAGGACCUGAAGAGCGCACUGAGGAGACUCUUUGAAAGAGAAAGAUUAAAUGUCAAUUGUCCAAAACUGGAGAAAAGCCCAUGA
Molecule: messenger RNA, 966 nt
Organism: Sciurus carolinensis (gray squirrel)
Lineage: Eukaryota; Metazoa; Chordata; Mammalia; Rodentia; Sciuridae
Product: olfactory receptor 7A10-like
Exons: 1
Coding region: 1-966 (321 amino acids)
Biological process (GO): G protein-coupled receptor signaling pathway
Cellular component (GO): membrane
Molecular function (GO): G protein-coupled receptor activity; olfactory receptor activity
Source: RefSeq, a predicted model, not a curated record